AUGCAUGCACGAACCACCAUUGUGAGACAGGUCUCCCUUGCCAACGCUCUGAGACGCCAUGUCACCUGUAGAGCCUUUUCCAUUGCACAUCCUUUACGAGAACAAGCUAGCAAGGAAACAUUAGUACCACCUACUGAAGAUGUCAAAAGACCUAUUUGGCGAGCACUUGCAGAAUCAGCAGGUCCCGUGACACCUUACAACUUAUCGAUUGGACGAUUGCUUGCAGCUGGAUUACAUCUUGGCCAUUCAACAGCAUUAUGGGAGCCAGCGACAUUGCCAUUUAUCUUUGGUACACGUCAAGGGAUCAGUAUUAUCAAUUUGGAGCAUACACUUGUCUAUUUGCGUCGUGCAUGUAAUGUUGCUCGUGAAGUAGCCUAUCGUGGUGGCAGCAUUUUGUUUGUUGGUACUCGACCCGGAUUUCAGGAUUUGACGAUUGAUGCAGCACGACAAUGCGAAGGAUAUCACGUGUCUUCAAAGUGGAUUCCAGGCACACUCACAAAUGCACAACAAGUCUUGGGUCGUCAUGCACCACCUGAUCCAGAGAACCCAGGUCGUACUCCAACGACAUUCAAACCCGAUUUAAUCAUCUUGUUGAACCCAUUGGAGAACCGUAUCGCCAUCUCAGAAGCACAACUCAACAUGAUCCCUGUCAUUGCUAUCACGGAUACUGAUUAUGAUCCUCGUCGUGUCACUUAUCCUAUCCCAGCAAACGAUGAUUCCAUUCGUGGUGUUCAACUUGUUGCUAAUGUCAUUUCAUAA
This is a messenger RNA of Lichtheimia ornata, 759 nucleotides long. RefSeq names its product ribosomal protein S2. The coding region runs from base 1 to 759 and encodes 252 amino acids. Gene Ontology annotation, molecular function: structural constituent of ribosome. Lineage: Eukaryota; Fungi; Mucoromycota; Mucoromycetes; Mucorales; Lichtheimiaceae. The transcript has 3 exons. Gene Ontology annotation, biological process: translation. Gene Ontology annotation, cellular component: mitochondrial small ribosomal subunit; ribosome. The record is from RefSeq and is a predicted model, not a curated record.